CAGAUCGUCGCUCUAACUACUACUGCUAGCUAUAAGCUCCGCUGAUUUAGCUGUUUUGAGAGCUAAGUUCACGUAAAAAAUAAAAAUGCUUUCGGACAACCUUGAAACGCCGUACGAGGAGGAGGAUGAAUAUAUUGAAUGCGUGGUGUGUGAAAAAUCCCUAAGAGGUACCUCCCUGUACAAGAUACACCUGACCACACCAGCACAUCUAAAGAGAGAGAAUUGCCUUGUCGCUGAGGGGAAGGCUAUACGACAACACAUUGUACCCAAGUUUAAGGACAUUGUGGAGUAUCUGGAAUAUUUGAAUCUUGAUGAACCUAUAAUUGGUUUAAAUUUUUUUGAAGAGGUGCCAUCGUUUGAGCCACAACUUGGCCCCAAGUACAAUUGCAGGUUAUGCAAUCAGGCUGGAGUCAUCGUGGAAAUGAUCUGCCAUGUGAUUGGACGAAAACAUCGUCAGAAAUAUGUGGAGGUUGAACGGCCAGACUUGGUCACCUGGGAUCAUCUAACUGCAAAAACCCAAGUUGGGAAAAGCAUUCGAGCCAAAGCUGAGAUCGUUGAGAGACAGGAUGGACGAGGAACUCCAAAGCUGCUCUUAAGAAAAAAAGUGGUUGAGGGAAGUUUAAACAUCACAAGAGUUCCUCCAAACCAGAGACAGAAAAGAAACCAAAACAUCCCAGAAAAUGCCCACUAUGGUGCACCAUCACUCUUACCUGAUCUUGAUUACAAAGAAAAAAAGAAGCUUUCAGGUUUUCAGGAAAAUCCCAAGUUUUAUCCAGAUGAACCUCCCAUGAAAAAAUGGUUUGGAGGAGGAGACGCAGCCAGUCAUAAUCGUUUGGAAGAGAAACCAGGAAGGUCAGACUACAGAGAAGGUUUUGAUUACCGAAAGGAGUUCAGGAAUCCUGAUGUUUAUGAUCCAUUUGAAAACGAAUAUGGUGAAAAACCACAAAGCAGUUGGAUGCCUGGGCCACACAACGUUCCGAGGUAUGGCUAUGGAGAGCAGAUGCCUCAUGGCCAAGCUCAGGAUUCAAAUUAUUACCCAGCAGGAGCUCCUCCAUUGAAAAGACCUUAUCCAGAAAGAGAUGCUCUAGAGGAGUUCUACUCUGAAGAAGUGCGGCGCGGCCAAGUCCGCUCUCAUGGAUAUCAGCCCUCCUCUCAGAUGAUGUACCCUGAAGGCGAUGAACAGAUGCGCUUCAUGGACGGGUCACUUCCACACAACAACAUGGCAGGAGCAAAAAGGCAAGGAUCCAGUGAACCAGAGAUCAAGAGGAGGAGCUUAUCUUCAUCUCUGGAUACCGAUCGAUCGCAUGAGCAAAGGCUAAUCAAAGAAUAUCACCACGAAAUGAGAGAUCAAUAUCAAGAGAAGGCAUUUGACAAUGCUGGGCCUAACCGACCCCCUUCAGGUCAGAGACACGUGGAGGUUUUCAGUCCCGCGUCAAAUAUACCAGAGCCUUUCAGGCGUUUCUUGAAAGGUGGAGAAAAGGACGAGAGAAAGAAUAAACGAAGAAGCCGCUUCUCUGACGCCUCGCCAGAGGAAGUGAAAAAGGCAAAGGAGACGUUCAGAGAUGAAUAUGCACCUCCUUAUGCUCAAACUGGCAUGGAUUCCAGACCAGGUGGGAGACCACUAAGACCUGAAACCCAGUCAACACAAUAUUUAGAUCACUACACAGGAUUACAGAGUCCACAUUUUAGUGAAAGCUACAGCAGGGGAGGCCCUGAGUCUGGUGAUGUGUUUGACAUGCUGAAACAUGUUCAAAUUGAGAACGCAGAAGAGGCUAAUUUCCUGAAGAGCAAACUCUCCAGUAUUUUGGAAGAAUUCAAAAACAAAAAAAUGGAGAAAGCUGCGUACGACAGCCAAAGUCAAGCAGGAGGCUCCACAAAUUACGGUGACUCAGUUCCACAUCCGAGAGACAAUUCUGACCACAGACGAUCGGAGGAUCCCAAUUUCAGUCAUAGGAGAGGUUGGGAGCAGCAUGAUUAUAUGCCUGAGGAGCGUCAGCAGGAGUACAACCAUCCUGCUCAAAUGGACUCCAGCAGAGGCCGUUAUGAAGAUGAACCAUCUUUUUAUCCCGAGAGGUUUCAAGAAUCCAUGCACCCUCAAGACUUCCAGCCUGCAGAGGGAGAGUUCUUCGACCCGCACUCCUCUGCACCUCCUCACCAAAUGGAGCAGGACAGCAGGGCGCAAAGAGACGCUCGCUACUCCAAUAAUCUGGACAAGAUCACCUCUGCCCUCCUGGAACUCGUGGCAAGAAAAUAAUUAUUCGCAAAAAAAUCUGGAUGUUCUGUGAUAUGAAAGUACAAAUUCAAAAGAUUUUUUUUUGAAGUAUGAAAGAACUAAAUCGUUUACAUUUGUUGGGUUGUUUUAGCUGACUUGCUUAAUUUGUGUAAUUGUGUAGAUUUAUUAUUUUUUAAUGCUCAUGUCUGUGUUCAUGCUAGCAAUGUUAAAUGCAUGUCUAUUGCAGUUCAAACUUUUUGUAGAAAUCAUUCUUUGCAAAAAUUGUAAUUUUGUGUUUGCUGUAUUGUGUGUAUUUACUUUUUAUUGCAGACAAUUGUCAAUUUGUUUUAAUUUAGGAUAAACAUGCUGAAUUUCAGGUGUAUACUGUGCAGGACAUGCUUAGUGAAAUCAAUCUAAAAAUAAUUUGUACUUUGUUUAUAGAACUUUGACUAAACAACUUUAAGAUGUGGCCAUUGUUGAAAGAUGACGUUCAAAAUGUCAGGUUAUGUGAAUGUCCAUAGUUAGCAAGUUAUUCAAUAAAUUUUGUUUUUGAUUCACUAGCUAAAAAGAUGAGUAUGACCUUAUUGUAUCAACUUAAACCAAAAUUAAAAAUUAACUGUUACAUUAUUAAA
Austrofundulus limnaeus is the source of this 2844-nucleotide messenger RNA. RefSeq lists its product as uncharacterized. Lineage: Eukaryota; Metazoa; Chordata; Actinopteri; Cyprinodontiformes; Rivulidae. The record is from RefSeq and is a predicted model, not a curated record. The transcript is spliced from 13 exons. Bases 86 to 2254 code for a protein of 722 amino acids.